AUUAACGAGAAAAUAUCAGAGUUGGAGCUGCGGGUGGUUUACUCUAAUAUAUUUCUUUGACACAAUCUCGAUUCUAACGGCGGUGGAUUUUGUCGCCGGACGUUUGGCGUCGCAGGCUUCUUCCGGCACUGUCUUCCUGCUGAUUCCUCUGUUGUCAUUCUCAAGGAAAGAAGGCAGAACCUCACUCUCUCUCUCUCUCUCUCUCUGAAUUUGACUGAACGAAAGAAACAUUGCCUUUGUUCUGGGGUUUAUACGUAAUUAAAGUUUCAUCAAGUCCGCUUCCAUGGUUUGCUUUGUGCCUCCGGCGGAAUAGUUGUAUUGGUUGAGGAACUAAGCUGUUGAAGCGAUGCUAUCAUCAAGGUUCUCGUUUUUGGGGUUUGGGAUUUCCAAUGAAGCCAAUGAAUCUGUGGGUGUUUCUGGAAGCAAGCUCAAACCAUCUCUAAGUGUGCAGACGGAUAAAGAUGUGUACAGGCCUGGAGAUUCCAUAUUUGUAACUAUUGAGGUGGCUAACUCUCCUGUAAGGGAUCAUGAAAAUGGGGCAGCAAAUCCCUCGUUUUUGGUUGAAAAGCUUAGUUUUGAGGUUAUAGGACUAGAGAGAUUGGACGUUCACUGGUUUUCUACUCAAAAGCUAUCACCAGGAAGCAAAGGAAAGAGAGGAAAACGCAUCUUCCUAGACAGUUCAACACCAUCUUUGGUUUCAAAUCAACUUCUAUCCCCUGGUGCUAAGAUGACAUUAAUGGUUCGUGCUAUACUCCCACAGAUUAUACCACCUUCUUAUAAAGGUGCUACUUUAAGUUACAUUUACUACAUUAAGAGCACAUUGUGCGGAAGAUGGAUGGCAUUAGAAAACAGUCAAUUUUACAAAGACUCGACAAAAGAUUUCAUUGAAGUGGAGACACGAAUACCAUUACAAGUAUGGGUAAUUCAGAAGAACAAUGGGCUGCUAUUAGAGGAAGAUCGAAUCGAUGGGAUUGUUCCAACCAGUACCAUUCAGACAGAAAUAUAUUGGAAAGAGAUGGAUGGAGACUCAGAAUGGACUAGAGCAAAUGACGCAUAUGAUAGUGGUGAGGAUGGAUAUGACAGUUCACGUGACGAGAUCUCAUCCGUUGUUUCCAAUCCCAAAAAAGGCAAUUUAAACAGAACGUUUGGUAGUUCAUUGUCCUUGAAUUCUGGACCGCGAUUAUCAAUGAAAGACACGUCAUAUGUUGAAGAACGUGUUGGAUCAUCUCCAAAGAUGCUGCUUUCUCAGUUAUCAGCUGCCAUGGUGUCUUAUGAUUCCGGAACCGAUGCCUCUUCGCCUCAAAAAUCAUCAAAUUCUGUGGUCCCGAGCCAACUACCCAAGCAGGCAAAUGGUGCAGGUGCAUCUAUGUCACCUGAAGCUGAAGCUAAAGAACCAGUUCCAUCAGAAGGAUUUACAAGAGGAAGAUCUUACAACAUUAGAAUGGACGACCAAGUCCUUCUUAGGUUUUCCCCAAAGAAUGCCGACUCUACUUAUUACUUCAGCGAUACUAUAGGUGGAACUCUUACAUUCUUCCAUGAAGAAGGAGCCAGAAGAUGCCUUGAGGUCUCGGUUACUCUAGAAACUUUAGAGACAAUAAACAGGAGAGUUGUUCAUCCAUCAAGGAGAAAUUCUCCAACGCUUACUAAGGUACAAAGCGAUCACCAUGAGGUAGUGGCAGACCUUAUUCAAACCAGCUUUCUUUUUUCAAUUCCCACGGAUGGUCCAAUGUCGUUUUCUACACCCCAUGUAUCUGUGCAAUGGAUUCUUCGGUUUGAGUUCCUAACUACUCCAAAGAAUGUGGACUUAAGCAGGUACGAACAUCCGUUGUUGGUACAGGAACGGGAAAAAAGCGAAUGGGUUCUUCCAAUUACUGUACAUGCACCGCCACCUCGGACGUCAGGUGCUCAAAACCGUGGAGAUAAGCUUUUAGGUUUGGAGCCGUCUUGGAUUCGUAGCUGAACCACGCUUUUUGGUGAGAUAUUCAUUUUGGUAAAUCAUUUUUCAAAUAGUUUCUGGUGUCUGGUCUAGAGAUCACCUCAUGCAAUAAUUUUUUUUUUUUUUUUUUUUUUGCUGACUUUUAAUAGUUUUUUUAAUGAGAAAGUGAACCACAAAUCUACAGUAUUUUGUUUAAUUUUUUAAUAUCUAGUUUAUUAAAAGAAAAAACAAUAUUGUGCUUCAGUUUA
Molecule: messenger RNA, 2184 nt
Organism: Capsella rubella
Lineage: Eukaryota; Viridiplantae; Streptophyta; Magnoliopsida; Brassicales; Brassicaceae
Exons: 13
Coding region: 347-1960 (537 amino acids)
Biological process (GO): retrograde transport, endosome to Golgi
Cellular component (GO): Golgi membrane; Ric1-Rgp1 guanyl-nucleotide exchange factor complex
Source: RefSeq, a predicted model, not a curated record